AUGUUCCGAUGUUUGUAUGUACAUGUCCACCGCCCCCUGUCCGACGUAUCACCAACCCCUACCCGAAAACAAACAAACAGCGAUGCUGGUGCGGAGGCCGCGCAACGCCAUGCGCUAGCCCUGAGGUGUCGAGAGUGGGAAGACCGUGACGGAGGCGUGUUUGCCGGGGGGGGACGGCAAGAGGGUGACGCGGGGCGUGGUGCUGGUUGUGAUUCGGGCUUGUUGGACCCGUCGAGUGCUGUCGUCGCGGCGAAGAGGGCGGCGGUGCCAUGCCUGCGUAACCUGGCCAGCUUCGUGUCCAACCAGGGGAGACAUGUGGACGCCGAAGUGGUCCUGCGCACUGUGCUCAACAUCCUCCGAGACUACAAGCAACAGCUCAGCAGCCAGCAUCAUGACGGCAAGGGCAAGCGCGAGGCCGACGCACCUCAACUGGACGGCGGGGGAGGCUUCGGCACCCACUCGGCCUCCUUCACGCCGUCGUCGUUUGAAGAGAGGCGAUCGGACGAAGCACGAGCGGACGUUGGCUCCCCGGCGCCGUCGCCAACGCCCGAAACCCACGACGGCAGCCCCGCAGCACAUCCGACAACAGCACCCCCUCCGUUGUCCGCGGUGCCCGAGGUGGGCAUCGCUGGGCGGUACGAAAGCCUUGGUAGGGAUGGCUCCACGGCCAACCCCACCACCGGCGGUGACGCAUACGAGAGCGGGAACACCCCGGCGGGUUCGCGUCCAAGCGCCGAGACCGCGGGCGGCGGCGGGGGGGGGGGGGGGGUCGAAGGCGACGAUCUAAGGAGCCAAGCUGCACAGGCUACGGCCGCGCUGGCGGAGGAAACGGUGGCGUCGGCGAUGGCGGCGGCCACGAGAGCGGUCGCCGUGAUGGGAGAGACGGCGGCUACGCUAGAGCCUUCCCUCGUCGUCAACCACAACCGCGCGACGAGAAGCGACGCCUCCCCGGCCCCCCCGCCACCGUCCCCCGUCCCCCUGAUGAAGCAGGCCAGCGCCGGCCCGACGGCAGGGAGGCGGGGCGGCAGGCUGGAGGAGAGCAGGCUGCCGGGCAUGAAAUUCGCCGGGGGUGAGAGCGGUGACGACGAGCGGGGCUUGGAGGAUGUCGAAGGAGGGGAGGACGAGGACCCGGAUCAGAUGGCGGCGGUGACAAGACACCGCCUUGCAGUCGUCAUUCACGCGCAGGGUCGAGCGAAAGAGGCCGAGCAGCUCCUGGAGGAUAGCCUCCGCGUCCUCAAGCGGAGAAAGCCGCCUCAGGCGGUGUGUGUCGCCCAAGCGAUGCACGACCUGGCAGGGAUCGUCCGCCCGGCAGACCCCGCCCGGGCGUGCACCCUCUACCGCCAGGCCCUCAAGACCCUCGAGGGGGCCUGCGGCGUCGACCACUUCCUGACGACCCCUACGCUCGCCAAGCUGGGGGCUCUUCUGGGGGAGAGUCUGGUGGCCGCGGCGGACAUCCCCAUAACGCCCGCCCAGCCGGCGGGCCCCGGCUGCGCCGGCAUCCAGCGGAGCGCGGGGCUUGCGGAGGCCGUGUGCGCCAGCGCCGGGUGCGGCGUUGAAGACAGCUCGGCGGUGGCGGCGGCGGCCGGGGUCGACUGGGACCCCAAGAAGGCGGAGGAGAUGAUCAAGCGGGCGGCGUUCAUCCAGGGGAGGUUCCUCGGGCUUCGGCACCCGACGGUUGCGUCGAGCAUGCGCGCGAUGGCGGAACUCUACCGCAGGCAGGGGAGGCUGGCGGAGGCGGAGCCGCUCUUCAGGAGGGCGAUCGGGAUCUGGGAGGUGUCGGGGGGCGAGGGGGGGAUGGACUCCGACGCCAUCGCCGCGCUGCACGGAACCGCGCACUGCGUGCUGGCCGGCGCGGGGGCGGACUGGCUCGGCAGGUUCGAGGAGGCGUUUGCCCUGGUCGAUCAGGCCUACCGUAUCGCCUCGUCGCACCCCGGGAAGUGAGUGUUUUUUUUCUUCUUUUUGGCCGCUGUUUGCAAUAUCUGGUGUCAGCACUCUAGUCUAGCUUCGAUGCGAAGUUGCUUUUUGUUUGUGCUGUUGUUUGCAGUACACGUCCGGUGUCAGCGCCCUCGGCUAACUUCGCUGCGAGGUGAUCGUCGAGUGAGUGCUCUGGUAGGCCGCAUUUUUGUCUGAUAGCGGCUGUCUCGGGAUUUUUUUCGGCGCGAUGUAUAUCGUCGACGGAAGCGUGUUGUUCUGCAUUAUUUAUCCGGUGGCAUUGGCCUCGGCCAGUCGUGUUGCUGCGGUGGGGGUUAAUCGUUCUCCUGGAGUAGGUACAAAGUCGUCGCCACGCCUAUGUCCCUCAUGUCGACA
Molecule: messenger RNA, 2307 nt
Organism: Ectocarpus sp. CCAP 1310/34
Lineage: Eukaryota; Phaeophyceae; Ectocarpales; Ectocarpaceae
Source: the annotation of a GenBank genome assembly